Lingula anatina is the source of this 1074-nucleotide messenger RNA. RefSeq names its product 26S proteasome non-ATPase regulatory subunit 10-like. NCBI's taxonomy places the organism in Eukaryota, Metazoa, Brachiopoda, Lingulata, Lingulida, Lingulidae. The record is from RefSeq and is a predicted model, not a curated record.
AUGGAACCAAUGAUCUAUGCUUGCAGAUCUAGAGCAGCAUCUGUGACAUCAAAAGCAAAAUCUAACGACAGUUUAGCCUCUCUACCCACUAGCAAAGAAUCAAAAGAAGGAUUUCUUCAGAGCUUAAUUUCAAAAGUCACUUCCAAGAAGGACAAGUUGCCAGACAGUCUCCAUGAUGCAAUUCAAGAAGGCAGGAUCCAAGAUGUCUGCAAAUUGCUUCAAAACUUUAAUCCCAAAUACAUAUUUGAGAAAACAAACUCAAACAGUGAUCCUCCUCUCAUCGCCGCGACACAGUGCGGACACAAAGAUAUAGUGGAGCUUCUCCUGAGGUAUGGAGAUAACGUCAAUCGCCAAAAUGCAAGUGGCGCCACACCUCUCAUGAUAGCCAGCAGAGUUGGAAACCUCUCUAUCAUGCAGACAUUACUGAGAAAUCCAGGCAUAGCUGUGAACCACACAGACUUUCACCACAAAACAGCUCUUCUGUGGUGCAUGCAGGCGUCUGAUGAACACUACACCUUAGAGGCUGUCAAAAUUUUACUUGACAAUGGUGUGAAUCCAAGUUUGGAGGACAAAAGUGGGAACACUGCAUUAACGUUGGCUAAAAAGAAAGGAUUUUUUGCCAUAGUUGAUGUACUCUGCAAGCAUAUGAAUGAACACAAAGUCAACAAUACCAAAGACCACCUUACAUCUUCAGGGGAAUUUGAAAAUUCUCUAAGCUCUAUAACAACCAUUUCCUCACAUUCCUUUGGAGCUUCUUCCUUUGCCUCUUCUCACAUUGACACAGGAGAGGAUAAUACGCUGGCAAAAACCAUCCAAGUUGUGGCUAAGCGGAUAGGGACAGACUGGAAAAUGUUGUUCAGAGACCUCUAUUUACAGCCAGGACAACAAGCGAGGAGCGUCUCUGUGAAGCACAUUGAACACAAGGCCCAGGGACUAUAUGACAUGGCGUAUGAAGCGCUGAUGGAAUGGAGGCAGAGUCAGGGCGAUGGCGCCACUGUACAAGUACUGAGGAACGCACUCUUAGAAUGUGGCAGGAAAGAUAUUGCUGAUAUGAUCAGAGACCAAGAGACCUGA